GUGGUCUUCAAUGGUUCAGCUCCUACUACGACAGGCGUUUCUCUUAACGAUAUACAACUUAUAGGCCCACAGGUACAAGACUCCUUAUUUGCUAUCCUCUUGAGAUUUCGCCAUCAUAAAUUCGUCUUGGCGGGCGACAUAGACAAGUUCUUUCGCCAGGUCCUAGUACAUGAGGACGAUCGAAAUCUCCAACUCAUAUUGUGGAGAGAGAAUGAGGACCAGCCUAUUAGGACACUUAGGCUCAAUACCGUCACCUACGGGUUUGCUAGUGCGAGUUACCUGAGCACUAAGUGUUUGUGGCAACUGGGCGAGCAAUGCACAGACCACACUAUAAAAGAAAUUGUGCAGAAAGAUUUAUAUUGCGACGAUCUUCUAACAGGCGCUGAUUCGAAGGCGGACCUGCUCUAUAUACUCAAUAAUACUACCGCAGUACUGAAAUCUGGUUGCUUUAACCUACGUAAAUUUCGUUCAAAUGCACCGGACAUCUUUCCAGCUUCAAAUGUCAACCUACAAGAAAAGUUAAGCUUGAGCGACGCUUCUAGUGCUCUCGGCCUAGGUUGGGAUCCUGAAACUGACGAUAUUCACUUCACUAUUGAGCCUCCUUGCUCUAGUAGCAAUGUUAUCACUAAACGACAUAUAUUAUCUACAUCUUUCAGAAUUUUCGAUCCGUUAGGGCUCCUCUCACCUUGCACCGUCCAGCCUAAAAUGCUAAUGCAGCAGCUGUGGCGGCGUGGACUGGACUGGGACGAACCCGUCCCACAUGACCUGCAAAAAGAAUGGCACAAGAUCAGUUCUAGCCUCCCAUCCCUAUCGAACAUGACCAUACCACGCAGAGUCCUAUGCGACGAUCCAAUCCAGAUUGAGCUUCAUUCAUUCUGUGACGCCUCCAUGCUUGCCUAUGGCGCGUGUGUUUAUCAGCGAUCCACGGAUAAACAGGGUAAUAUCACAGUCAAUCUACUAUGCGCUAAGUCCCGAGUGGCGCCAACUAAACCGCCGCUCACUAUACCUAAACUGGAACUACUAGGUGCACUGCUCUCUGCUAAUCUCACAAAAACAGUACUGGAGUCUCUACGAUGCCCUAUCUCCUCUUGUACACACUGGACAGAUUCUACUGUGGUACUGGCAUGGCUCCACAGCAGCCCGAGCAAGUUAAAACCCUUCGUCGCAAAUAAAACUGUAGAAAUACUAGAACAUACUAACUUGUCUUCGUGGCAACACGUACCUACCUCCAGCAAUCCGGCUGACUUCAUCUCACGUGGUGUCUCCGCUGAGAAGCUACCUAAUCUCAGCAUGUGGUGGUCUGGUCCCUCCUUCCUCGCGCUCGAUCAAUCCCUGUGGCCGGUACCUGCAACAAAAAACAAUAUUAACCACUUACCUGAGAUGAAAAUCCUAUCCACGACGUCAGCCGAUAAUCCCGUACUCACGGACGAUUCUACUCCAAUCUCCACUCUUCCUGCGACGACAGCAGACGAUCCCGUACUUACGGACGACUCCCAUUCGAUCUCCAAUUAUCCUGAAACAAAUACAAUAAAAAGUACAAUAAAAAACAAUAAUAACUAUGACUACAAUCACUUACCUUCGAUGAACAUCUCGUUACCGACGCAAGUCGACGAUCCUUUCGUGUCGUUUAUAAACUUCUCUCGUUUCAGCAAGCUAAAGCGUACUUACGCCUACGUUCUCAGGUUCGUGCACAAUCUUAAGCACCCAUCUUCAAAAAUUAAAGGACCUCUGAACGUCGAGGAGCUGCAGAAGUCGUUUUCUAUUCUUCUCAGGCACGCACAAAUGCAAUCCUUUCCUAAGGAAUAUUCUGCUCUAUCUAAUCAGCAAUCUAUAAGUUCUAAAAACAAUCUUCUAUCCCUCACGCCUUUUUUAGAUAAAGAGGGAGUCAUGCGAGUGGGUGGUAGGCUCGAUUCUUCUCUUUACAGCUUUACUAAAAAGCAUCCUGCCAUCCUAGACUCCAAUCACCAUCUCACUAAAUUAAUCUUCCAGUUCGAGCACCUCCGCCUGCUGCACGCCGGGCCGGCCCUCAUGCUGAGCACGGUCCGGGAGUACGUGUGGCCCACCAGUGGGCGUCGUCUAGCUCGCGCCGUGGCGCGCGCCUGCGUGGCGUGCCGCCGCCUGCGGCCCGCGCCGCUGGCGCCGCGCAUGGCCGACCUGCCCGCGCAGCGCGUCACACCUGCACCGGCCUUCCAAACCAUAGGCAUGGACUACGCGGGUCCAUUUACAAUACUCAACAAGAAGGGGCGCGGCGCUCGCACUACAAAAUGCUACCUUUGUUUGUUCAUUUGUUUCCGCUACAAAUGCGUACAUUUGGAGGCAGUUAGCGAUCUCUCCAUGGAGGCAUUCAUUCUAUCUUUUAGGCGCUUUAUAUCGCGGCGAGGUAAGCCACUGGAAGUGUUUUCUGAUAACGGCAGGAAUUUCGUAGCCGCCGCCAAAGAAAUCAAUAAAUUCAUUAAUGAUAACGUGAACAAUCUGUCCGAUUUUGCAGCGAAUGAAGGUAUCAAAUUCAAUUUCCAUCCUGCCUAUGCUCCUCAUUUCUCUGGGUUAGCGGAAGCUGGCAUUAAGUCAGCUAAGCAUCAUAUUAAACGCGUAUUGGGGCUCGCUAACUUAACCUUCGAAGAGUUGACUACGCUAUUCGCGCAGGUUGAGGCUACAAUGAACAGCCGUCCCCUCUAUCCUCUAUCUUCCUCCCCUCAAGAUUUCCUUCCUCUCACCCCAGGUCACUUCUUGAUUGGCCGGCCGAUGACGUCACUACCAUCACCUGCAAUACCCGAAGACACGUCGCGCACCAUACAAUCACGGUACAAGAGGUUGGAAAUGCUACGUCAGUCAUUCUGGAGAAGAUGGCAGCACGAUUAUAUCGCUGAGCUCCAACAAAGGACAAAAUGGAAAGAAAAUCAUAACAAUUUGAAAAUCGGAGAUCUCGUUAUCAUCCAAGAAGACAACGUGCCCCCGCUGUGCUGGCGUCUCGGACGAAUCAAGCAACUAUACCCCGGUGCAGACGGCAUAGCUCGUGUGGCGGACAUCAAUACAACGAGAGGCUGCGUGCGACGAGCCCUUACGCGCCUCUGCCCGCUGCUCCCAUAACCGGGCCCCGAGUAUGUUCACGCCAACGUGAACGCACCAUAAUACUGAAAAACGGCAACACCGAUGAAGUUCCGGUCCCGGUCCCGGUCUUCUUUCAAUUCGCUCUCUCUCUACGAUCUAUCUCCGCGUCACGCACUUAACGACCAACUAACUAAUAUAACAAUGUAACUAUCGCGUACGCGCACAACA
Pectinophora gossypiella (pink bollworm) is the source of this 3276-nucleotide messenger RNA. RefSeq lists its product as uncharacterized. Lineage: Eukaryota; Metazoa; Arthropoda; Insecta; Lepidoptera; Gelechiidae. The transcript has a single exon. The coding region runs from base 706 to 3087 and encodes 793 amino acids. Gene Ontology annotation, biological process: DNA integration. The record is from RefSeq and is a predicted model, not a curated record. Gene Ontology annotation, molecular function: nucleic acid binding.